AUGCUCAUCAAGGAAUACCGUGUCGUCAACAAUUGCACCCAAUCAGAGUAUCAAAUUGGUCAGCUCUAUGCAACUGCUAUGGCUUCCAAGGAACAAACGGGUGGUGGUGAAGGAGUCGAAGUCAUCAAAAACGAGCCAUAUGAGAAAGAGAAUGGUGAAAAGGGCCAGUAUACCUACAAGAUCUUUCGCUUAGCCUCACGGGUACCCGGCUUUGUACGUGCAUUGGCACCUGCUGGUGCAUUGGAUCUAUAUGAAGAGGCAUGGAACGCUUACCCAUACUGCAAAACAGUAUUGAAGAAUGGCUACAUGAAGGACAACUUUUCCAUUGUUUAUGAAACCUUGCAUGUGGACAAGUCCCGUGGCGAGCUUACCAAUGCACUUAAAAUCUCGGAUGCUGAUCUCAAGAAGCGAGAAGUGAUUUUGAUUGAUGUUGCCAACGACAAGGUUGAUCCCAAGGAGUACAAGCCUCAAGAAGAUCCUAGAUUGGUGCAUUCAACCAAAACUGGACGUGGACCCUUGACUGAAAAGGAUUGGAUCAAGACGUGUGAGCCUGUCAUGACAUGCUACAAGUUGGUGUACAUUGAAUUCAAGUGGUUUGGUAUUCAAGGCAAGGUCGAAUCUUUCCUUUCAAAGACGAUCCAUAACCUAUUCCUCAAGUUCCACAGGCAAUUGUUCUGCUGGAUGGAUCAAUGGUAUGGUAUGUCGAUUGAAGAUAUCCGAGAUCUGGAGGAGCAAAUCAAGAAGGAUUUGGAUGUUCAACGUAAGGAAGGACCUGCUGUGGUUGUCCCAUCGCCUUCGGAUUCUGCCAGUAUUGCCAGUAGUAGUAGACAUCAAUAG
Messenger RNA from Lichtheimia ornata, 837 nucleotides. RefSeq lists its product as uncharacterized. Gene Ontology annotation, cellular component: cytoplasm. NCBI's taxonomy places the organism in Eukaryota, Fungi, Mucoromycota, Mucoromycetes, Mucorales, Lichtheimiaceae. Gene Ontology annotation, biological process: phospholipid transport. Gene Ontology annotation, molecular function: phosphatidylcholine binding; phosphatidylinositol binding; phosphatidylcholine intramembrane carrier activity. The record is from RefSeq and is a predicted model, not a curated record. Bases 1 to 837 code for a protein of 278 amino acids. The transcript is spliced from 6 exons.